Fusarium sp. VM40 is the source of this 2088-nucleotide messenger RNA. The record is from the annotation of a GenBank genome assembly. NCBI's taxonomy places the organism in Eukaryota, Fungi, Ascomycota, Sordariomycetes, Hypocreales, Nectriaceae.
AUGGCGGCGCCGUUGCAGUUUGCCCCGUUCACCUCAGAGAUCGAGCUGCCCUUCUACUCGGCGCUUUUUGGCUCAAAGCUUGACCAUGACAAGCUCGACGACUCGGCGCGAAGCGUUCUUGGUCUCUAUGAACCACGCUUGGAAGAACCUGAGGCCAGCGUUCGUAUGCAGAUAUUAGGAAAUGCUCUCACCAGCAGCAAAACUAAUGCGCCUAGCCCACCUCUUGGGACAAUGAGAGCAGAGGGUAUUAUUAGGAACGUAAACACACUUGAGGAUUUUAAAAAUACAGACAAAGCUGCCAUGCUAAGAACUGCUGGUCGACAGGUAUGGGAUGCGAUCAAGGAUGGUAGUAUCUACUCUGUUCCUUCCCUCCUUUCAUCAUUUAUUAUACUAUCAUAUGCCGAUCUUAAGAAGUACAAGUUCACAUACUGGUUUGCUUAUCCCGCCUUGCACUCCGACCCUUCGUGGAAGCGGUCCGGUCCAGCCGAACAUCUCAAUGCCCAGGAAAGCACAGCCCUUGUCGACAGGGUCGGGACUUGGAGGUACAGCGUUGACGCUCGCGAGCGUGGCUUCUUCCUGGUGAAGAAGGUCCGUGGAGAAGAGCUUGAUCCUGAGGAUACCGAAGCUUCUCAGGGGCUUCCCUUUCGAUGGGAAGUUGGUUCGCUGCGUGAAUUUGAGAAUGGCUUCUUUGACCAGGUGGCCGAGGAGGACCGGUUUGUCUCAUUCGUUGACCCUUCAACAUACUCAGAGGGUCCUGGAUGGCCACUGCGAAAUUUCUUAGUCCUUAUCCGACAGCGAUUCCGAUUGACAAAGGUCAAGGUUAUUUGCUACCGUGAUACCUGGGCGAAGAGGCACGAAGCACGCAGUGUUAUUCUCCCAAUCGAGAUGGACCCAGUUGAGAACCUAGAAAUCACCGAAAUGCCCAAAGUUACUGGCUGGGCCCGGUCGAGUAACGGUAAACUCCAGGCGCAGCAAGUGAAUUUGGGUGAGUACAUGGAUCCAGCACGAUUGGCCGACAGCUCCGUCGAUCUCAAUCUGAAACUCAUGAAAUGGAGAAUCGCCCCAAACCUCGACUUGGACACCAUAAAGAACACUAAGUGUUUGCUUCUGGGUGCUGGUACAUUGGGGAGCUAUGUGUCGAGAAAUCUCAUGGGUUGGGGUGUAAGAAAGAUUACAUUUGUGGAUUAUGGACGAGUAUCAUUUUCCAAUCCUGUCAGACAACCACUAUUCGACUUCAAAGACUGCCUUGAAGGAGGGAAGCCAAAAGCUCCACGAGCAGCUGAAGCACUGAAAGAAAUCUACCCUGGCGUCGACAGUGAGGGACAUGCACUAUCCGUUCCCAUGCUCGGCCAUCCAUACACAGAUGAGGCCAAGACAAGGGCAGACUACGAAAAGUUGGAAAAGCUCAUAAACGAACACGACGCCAUUUUCUUACUUAUGGACUCGAGAGAGUCGCGCUGGUUACCAACUGUUAUGGGAAAGGCUGCAGGCAAGAUUGUCAUGAAUGCCGCACUGGGCUUUGACUCAUAUGUUGUUAUGCGGCAUGGCUCUGAAAACAAUGCUGAAGGACAGACACCACUUGGUUGCUAUUUCUGCAAUGAUGUAGUUGCCCCAGCAGAUUCGCAAAAGGAUCAGACUCUUGACCAGCAAUGUACUGUCACUCGUCCAGGAGUUGCUGCGAUUGCUUCAGCCCUCCUUGUUGAGCUUCUGACAAGUUUGUUGCAACACCCCCUAGGCAAAGACGCGCCAGCACCUCAACCAACUGGGGGAGUGGUUCCAGAGAGAGAUCCUCCUGACCACGCACUGGGGUUGGUUCCUCAUCAAAUCAGAGGUUAUGUCUCGACGUUCCAGAACCUUGUUAUUCGGGGCCAAUCUUAUGAUUGCUGUAGCGCAUGUAGUCCUAAGAUCCUUGAUGCAUACCGCAGCGACGGUUGGGGAUUUGUUAGGAAGGCCUUGCAAGAGAAGGAAUAUGUGGCAGAGUUAUCAGGUCUAGCCGAGGUCCAGCGGAGAGCAGAGGAGAUGUCGGCCCAGGUUGAUUGGGAAGAGGAUGACGACCUCGUUGAGGAUGGCGAUGGAGAAUUGAUUUAG